Lathyrus oleraceus (garden pea) is the source of this 612-nucleotide messenger RNA. RefSeq names its product transcription factor GTE12-like. The record is from RefSeq and is a predicted model, not a curated record. Gene Ontology annotation, molecular function: protein binding. The transcript has a single exon. NCBI's taxonomy places the organism in Eukaryota, Viridiplantae, Streptophyta, Magnoliopsida, Fabales, Fabaceae. The coding region runs from base 1 to 612 and encodes 203 amino acids.
AUGAUCAAGAACCAAGUUUCCAACACAAUACCUUUGUCUCAACCAAAGGAUAAUGACAAUGUUGUUGAAGACAAGAAGAUGAUCAAGAACCAAGUUUCCAAAACAACACCUUUGUCUCAACCAAAGGAUAAUGACAAUGUUGUUGAAGACAAGAAGAUGAUCAAUAACCAAGUUUCCAAAACAACACCUUUGUCUCAACCAAAGGAUAACAUGAAGGAUUCAACAACAAGAGGUGAAGAAUGUGGGUUGAAGAAAGCGAUGGAGUGUGUUAAGAGGAGGCAAUGUUGGUUGAUAUUGAAGAGGAUGUUGGUAGAUAGAGAUGGUUGGGAUUUGAAAGAUCCUCCAAAAAUAGCAAAGUCUGAUAAGUGUAAGACAAAGGCAAUAGGUUUGAAGGAAAUAGAGAGAAAAAUGAGGUUGUAUGCAACAGAGGACGAGUUUGCUAGCGACAUGAGGCUUGUGUUCUCUAAUGCAAUGGUAACGUAUCCUCCAAGGAAUCAUAUUUACCAAAUUGCAAAAAAGUUUAGUGACACUUUUGAACACAAAUGGAAGUCAUUGAAGAAUAUGUGGGAACUUGAGGAUACAAAAAGAAGCAACACUCACAAGAGAUACUAA